Molecule: messenger RNA, 619 nt
Organism: Adelges cooleyi (spruce gall adelgid)
Lineage: Eukaryota; Metazoa; Arthropoda; Insecta; Hemiptera; Adelgidae
Exons: 3
Coding region: 128-598 (156 amino acids)
Source: RefSeq, a predicted model, not a curated record
AUUGUUAACAAAUGGAAACCCAAAUUUGAGCCUCUGGAUAAAGAAUUCUGUUCAUUUAAGACGGUUAACCUCAUUCGUUUUGUCUUGCAAUUUUAUUCCCGUUUAUAGUUUAUUGUAUAACACAGCAAUGGUUUUAAAGAUUUCUUUUUCGCUAUUGUAUUUUAUACUAGCGGCUAGCUGUAUGCAUCCAAAUCUACCUGAUAAAGGAUCAAGUUCAGCUGCUACUGUAGGAUCAAGUACAGCUGAUCCUAAUGAUGCGGCCAUAGAAUACGGGUUCACGUUAUGUAGACAGAUGGCGAGCACCAGAUACAGAGAUCACUUAGUUGAUCGUGUAACAAGAUACCAAUUUUGCAAGUACAUGGGUGGCGAGGACAUAGAUUAUACUAUAUUCGAUACGUACUUUGAGAACUGUAGUAGAGUGGAAGAUGAAGGAGCAGAUUGGAUAGGUUUAGACGAAUUUAACCAACUUUUUAGGAACCAUAGCAUCCAAAGAGGCAUACCCCUAGAAGAAUUCGUUAAACACAGGAAUAACGUAGCGUUAGGAUUGUUACAAGCAGACAAAGCAUAUUGGGAAACAAUACGAAAAAACAAAGACUAAGAAAACAGGAUUAGCCCGACC